AUGAAUUUGUUCUGGGUUGCUAUCCGUGACGUUGACGAUAACGAAGUACGUCGAUGUCUAGUCGCCUUCGUCGACUCAAUUAUUGUUCCGACUAAAUGGCGUAGCUGCUUUAUGUCCAUUGCAUGUUCUGAAAUCGACUGUGCAGAGAAAAAUGUUACGGACAGUUCUGGGGGUAGUUACUUCGAGAGCGGCUGUUUCCUGAUUAUGCUGCUGGCCGGAUCGAUGUCAACAGCCAAACAUGGCCUUCGCGACAUAUUUUUCACUAACUGCUAUCAACAGAAAUAA
Molecule: messenger RNA, 285 nt
Organism: Angiostrongylus costaricensis
Lineage: Eukaryota; Metazoa; Nematoda; Chromadorea; Rhabditida; Metastrongylidae
Source: the annotation of a GenBank genome assembly